This is a messenger RNA of Polypterus senegalus (gray bichir), 2887 nucleotides long. It is a transcript of the gene ist1, whose product is annotated as IST1 factor associated with ESCRT-III. NCBI's taxonomy places the organism in Eukaryota, Metazoa, Chordata, Cladistia, Polypteriformes, Polypteridae. The record is from RefSeq and is a predicted model, not a curated record. Gene Ontology annotation, biological process: protein transport. The transcript is spliced from 10 exons. Bases 235 to 1293 code for a protein of 352 amino acids.
AGUCGGUGCUGAAGACAAGGAAAUAAAAACAUUCGGAGAAUAUAGGUUAGGAAAUAGCGAAAUGUGAGCAGGUGACGGCUGUGCUUAUAGGAUACAUACGGUGAUUAGAAAUAAGAUUUCAAGAGAUCAUCGUCUGUGCGUAUAGAAUACUCGGUGUUCUCUUUUUUCUCCUUUUCAGCAGGAAGACUGGUUUACAUUUUCCGGACUUUUCUCAUUUUCAGUUACCUGCCCAUAAUGCUUGGGGGAGGAUUUAAGGCAGAAAGACUUCGUGUCAACCUGCGUCUUGUCAUCAACAGACUAAAACUUUUGGAAAAGAAAAAAACUGAGUUAGCACAGAAGGCACGAAAAGAGAUUGCAGAUUAUCUUUCAUCAGGAAAGGAUGAGCGGGCACGGAUUCGCGUGGAACACAUUAUUAGAGAAGACUACCUGGUAGAGGCCAUGGAGAUCCUAGAACUUUACUGUGACCUUUUACUUGCACGUUUUGGCCUCAUACAGUCCAUGAAAGAGCUGGACCCUGGUUUGCAGGAAGCAGUUUCUACCCUGAUUUGGGCUGCUCCAAGACUGCAGGCUGAAGUGGCUGAACUAAAAAUUGUUUCAGAUCAGCUAUGUGCAAAGUACAGUAAAGAAUACGGAAAACUAUGUAGAUCAAAUCAGAUUGGUACUGUCAAUGAUAGGCUUAUGCACAAGCUAAGUGUUGAAGCUCCGCCAAAGAUUCUAGUAGAACGCUACCUCAUUGAGAUUGCCAAAAACUACAAUGUGCCGUAUGAGCCUGAUGCUGUAGUAAUGAGUGAGGCACCUAUGGGUGUAGAAGCUGAUCUUAUUGAUGUUGGGUUUACUGAUGAGAAGAAAGGUGGCUCAGGAGGAGGUGGAGGUGGAGGAGGAUUCACUGCUCCUGCAGGAACAGUUCCAAUGCCUAUGCCAAUGCACAUGCCCAUGCCUCCUGCUCCAUUUAGUUACCCUCCGCCCAAGGGAGCUGAUGCAUUUGGUGGCCCUGCAGUUGGCAUCUAUCAGAGUUAUAACAAUUUUCAUCCUCCAGUUCCAGGAGGCCCACCUCCACAACUUCCAAGUGUCCCACCCACUUAUGAAUCUAUUGAUGACAUCUCCACUAAUAAAUCAGUUGCACCUGCAAAAGCCACAGGCCCUGCAGUCUAUGAUAACAACGUACUCCCAGAGCUUCCUUCUGUUCCUGACACACUUCCUACUUCCUCCAUUGGUGGUAACUCCGUUCCGUCAGACGAUAUUGACUUUGAUGAUCUCUCCCGACGGUUUGAAGAGCUCAAGAAGAAAACCUAGACCAUAGAUCCCCCCCUAGCCAUUUUCACUACUACUACACUUCAUCACGAAGAGCAGUUUAUAAUAUAAACUCUGUAUAUUCUUCAGUUCUCUUGUAUCUUUAUAUAAAUCCAGUAUGGGUCAUGAAUUUUGGCAUAACUCCCUGUUGUUUGAUGAAAAAGAAAGCAAAGGUGAAUUGCAAUAAGGUCUGAGCAUUCCCUAUAACUUAAAGGGUUUUAUAUUAUUAAUAACUGAAAAUAGUAUUGUCUUUUAAAUUACAUGGUAACUAAUAGCAAAUAAUGUGGUAAUCGAUUAUUUUUUUCCUGGCCGUGUAAAAUAAAAUGUACACUAUGAUGUUUAAAAAACAGUUCUCUACUGAGACUUGUUUUUGUUAAAACAUUUGCAGAAUAACGUCACACUAAGACCAUUAAUACCUGAGGAAAAUGGUUGGCCUUAUGUACAUAAUGAGUGUGAGUCCAAAUAGGUACGUGAAGUGCAUUGCUGGAAGUACAUUUACUUACAAAGCAGUUUUAUUUUCAAUUAAAUGUAAUAUUUAUUUAGGUAUCAGAACAGCAGACUUAUCUUCUGACAUUCAUUAAAUUUCAAAAUAGUGACAAGACACUAUUUGCUAUUGAUGAAGUGGUCUUUGCAGGGUGUACACCUCUUAUUAACACUACGUCUGUAAACAAAUACAUUGACUGGUUUGUCACUUGACAAUGAGUUCUGCUUACUCCUUAAUCGAAUAAUAGUUCAAAAUAUUAUCCUCUCUUAUUGUGUUGUGUUACACAUCAGAUUUCUUAAUUACAUUUAAACUAGAAAGCAUUUUUUUCUUUGGUUAGGGAAAAGACAUUUUAGCUUUCUGAAAUAUAAACAUCUAUGUUUAUAUUUUAAUGGGUUUACUUUCCUACUUUUGCCUUUUUUUUUUUUUUUUUUGGUUCCAACACUGCAAAAUAUAAAAAGCUGUUAAUGGUUUCAAGGCUUUUUAUAUAUUUGUUUUCAAACUUAGAGCAAGCAAAUAGAUUUAUUUAAAAGUAUUUCACAGAUUUUGUGUAUAUAAUAAAAUGUAAUUCAAUAAGAGUUAAUGUUGAGCAGAAGAUUUAAAACAUUUUUUACCUGUGCUACCUACUUAUAAAUUAAAAAGGCUCACCUAUAUUUUACAUGUGAAUUUGUAUUUUUGUUUUUAAAAAAUCAAUAUUAUAAUUUUCAUGGUGCAAGCAUUCAGUCUUUUCUAAUCUGAUGUCUGCUGGAGCUUGCAGGCUGCAGCUUCUUGUCUGUUUGCAGUGAGUUUCUAAACUUUUCAGAGCAGACCAUCCAGCUGAAAAAGGGGUAUUACAGAAGAGUAGCUUUAUGUGCCCAAAAUGAUAAAAGGUAAAUUUGGUUAAAUAUUAACACAUUAUUAAAUUGGUAAUGAAUAAUAAACAUUCAGUUACCACUGUUCAAAUUCCAGUUUGUUGCAAAGGGUUUUUUAUGGUCACUACAAAGCAGAUAUUUUGUUUUAUUUAAAACCCAUGGUGAGUUCAUCAUUUGUUACACAUGUCUAUUUUACAGUGUUGCUAAUUGUACAUAUGUUUCAGAAAUGUUUUUUUAUAAAGAAGAUGGGCUGUUUCUAUCCUUA